CGCUCGCUCUCUGUCCUGUCAGUGUGAUCAAUGCCUGACUUCCUCCUUUGGCAGGGCUCCGCGCUAGAACACCGAAACUGACGGGCGCUACUCAGUUCACAGCAGCAGCAGUGGAAGCGGGUGCGCGCGCACGCAUACAUACACACACUCUCACCCAGACAUACACACUUUCACCCUGGAUCCUCUGGGUUCCGGCACUCAGCUGGCGAGAUGAGCGCGGGGGAUGUGGUCUGCACCGGCUGGCUCAUCAAAUCUCCCCCGGAGAAGAAGCUCAAGAGAUACGCUUGGAGGAGGCGUUGGUUCGUGCUCCGCAGGGGCCGUAUGAACGGAGACCCCGACGUGCUGGAGUACUACCGCAGCAAGAGCUCCCGGAAGCCGAUCCGCUCCAUCGACCUGCGGGAAUGCGAGGUCCAAGUGCACGUGGAGGUGCGCCUCAUCCGUCGCGAGUUUCAGAACCAGCACCUGUUCCUGGUCAAGACCUCCUCCCGCAUCUUCUACCUGGUGGCCAAAACGGAGGAGGAGAUGAACAGCUGGGUGCGCAGCAUCGGCCAGAUCUGCCACUUUGACCUCAUGAGUGACAGUACUGACUCGGUGGAGUCCCAGCAGCCCUCUCCCGCCAUGUCUCCUGAUGCAGCCAGCCCUGAGCCUGCCGCCACUGCCGUCACCGCCCCCGCCCUCGUCGCUCCCACCCCCACCCCUACCGGCGGAGGUGCCGCCGAGGGGAGUCGCAGCGAGUCGGAGCGCAGCCUGCCGCUGGACUACCUGUUCCUGUCGCAGUGCGAGACGGGGCCAGCCAGCGUCACCAGGUGCAACAGCUGCUCGAACUCGGACCGCUCUUUGGAGUACAGCUCCUCAGACAACACCUUCGAGGACGUGUUCCCAUCACCCCUGUGCCCCAACCCAUUCUCCCCCUUCCUAGCGCUGGGCCCCACGGACCCUCCCCUGAGCGCCUCGUCCUCCAUCUCCUCGCAGAACCUCCACCACCCCCUGGCGGAGGUGUUCCAGUUUGACAAGCCACCCUCCAGCUCGCUCCCGAACGGGAGUGCAGACGGCUGUACGCCACCACCGCGGCCGCCCAAGCCCAGCCACUUCACCGAGCGCAGCCCCGAUGAUAGCUGCCACCUUGCCAUUCCACGGAGGAUCUCACUGGCGGGACUUGAUCAUGUGCGGAGAGGGGAGUUCGAGGGGAGGACAGCAAGGAGCUGGAACAAGCGGCUCAGCCUCAAUUUGCCUCACUCAGUCAUGAUCGGCAGCCCCAGCUGGGGUUCCUGCAACGAAGACUCGUACGUGCCCAUGGACUCUCGCGUGUCCUCCCCUGUCUCCACGCUGGACGGCUCCUCGGACGGCUACAUUCCCAUGAGCCCUUCCUCCGCCAAAUUCCUGUUGUCGAACGGCAACGCUGACGCUCCACCGCCCGUACCCCCGUCACGACGAAUGCCCUGCGACCUGGAGCCCCCACCUGUGAACCGGGACCUGAAACCCCGCAGAAGAGCGAGACCUCCGCCUCUGGACCUGCGUGGUCUGUCCACCAUCAGAGAAUAUCCCACCCACCUGCCCCUCAUAAGAACUCAUACAGAACCUGGUACCUCAAUAAACUGUUGGCAACUGGAGAGGAAACCUUUCACUGGAGGACUACCAGGAGGCCAAGAAGACAGCUGCUUCUUAAUGGAGUCAAAGCAGCUCUUCUUAUCCCCAAAUGGCAACGCAGCGUCUCUCUGGCCGAGACGGUCGAACCUCGAUUAUCUGUCGCUGGACUUCAACUCGGCCUCUCCCUCGCCCGUCCAGAAGAAGCCCUUUCUCUCCGACGAAGACCGAGUGGACUACGUUCUGGUGGACGAACAGAAGACACAGGCUUUGCAGAACACUAAAAUGGAGUGGAAGGACGUUCGCCAGUCCAAGGUGUAAUGCAUGCUGGGAAAAAGCGAGAACAAAACACGAACCCGACAGAAAAUUCGCUUCUCCAAAAAAGUCCCCAGCAUCAAUCCUUGCUGUGUUAUACUGAACCAGACCAAAAAAAAGCUUAGCUCAAAAAUCGUUUUGUACAAUCAAUACAAUUAUUUUGCUGAAAGACAGUAAUAAAUAGUUAAUAGCUUCAAAAGGAAACAUAAAAUACUAUGAGUAAUUAAUACAGUACGUAAGCACUUUCCAGAUCUAUGUAUAAAAUCCACGAGUGAAUUUCAUAGCAUGAGCAGUGUGGCUUGUUGCCUGUGGCAAUAGCACUUUAUAACACAUCAUUCGAUGUCAUAUGUGUAAAAACAUGGAAGAAAGUUUGAUAUGUAUAUACAAGUCACAAGUAAUUGUAAUUGGAGCAGCUGGAUUUCAGUUUUUGGCCUUUAAGAACAGCACUGGAGUAAGAGCGUGGCUGAGUGUGGGGGGAGGGGUGUGUGUGACACGUACUUGGAAAACCCACCUUUAUUUUUUCCUUUUCAUAUGAGUAAGAGUGAGGAAGAGCAGCGCCCAGCGUCCCAUGGAACCCGCAGCGAGUGCUGCUUGGAUGAGCCCCGUCACCUCCGUCACACUCCUUUUGUCUGACUGGCAGUUUGUCAGAGCUGAGAUGCAGCUACACAUGAGGGCCACACACCGGGCCCCUGCCGACCCGCCCCUAGGUCUUCCAUCCCAUCCCGAUCCAGGUCCCAUCCGGCCCACUCCCGCCCUUCGGCCGUAACGAUUACGGUUCGACUCCAGCAGUGUCACGCAGGUGCCACUAUGCUGUGAUCACAUCCACUUCACUACGCUUCACAAUGAAGUACGCAUUACAGGACUUAUUUCACGCUCACAUGCGAUUUACAUUCAAAUGAGAGAUGAUUAAUAAGUUGGGGAGGACUUUUAGGGUACCCAGGAAUGAAAUCUUCACCCAGAUCUUUACUGAAACCAAUAUGUAUGUAGCACAAAAAAGUAAACAUGGAGGUGACAGUACAGUACAGUGCAGUAUGCGGUGUUACAGCCUCACCGACCACAAAGUCAUUGUCUGUUCCCUUCAACUCAUUAUGGGUAGCGUAUGGUCACAGAGCGGCAAAAGUCAAUAAGAUCGAGUACUUCGCAUAUUUUCGAAAAUUUCACCUGUAAUGGGGUUUCAAAUGCUUUGAAAUCAGGGCUGUGACAAUGUGAAGAUUGAAGAGGCUUUUGUUUUUUCUUUAAUUAAUCUAGUUUACAUUCCUUCUAUAGCUCAUCUUUAUAUCCGCCAAGCAUAGAGAUGUUUUGACCAACACCUGUGACUGUGCAUAUUUAUUUCGAAAUCUUUUUCCCAAAGGUUUUAUCUGCCGAUCACCACUUUUUUGCCCACUUGUGAUUUAUCGUCGCUGGCUUUUUUAGCUUGCUGAUCCCUGUGUAGCCUUGUUUAUUCCAUCUCUAAUCAGUUUAUACAACGUUGUAUAUUCAUUGGAUCAGCUGACUGAACUAUUUCUUUUUUAUUGCACACAUCUUGUGAUGCACUUGGACACGUCGUUGGUGAUGAUUUAGUGAAUCACAUGAUUCAACACACUGAUCCUAAGACAUCGAUACAGUACUACGCAUAAUUUGAGCAGUAAAAUGGGUUUUCUUUAUUUUCUCAUUUCUUAUAAUUAAACCAAGUAAAUUAGUACUGAACUUUACAUCAUUUAAUAAUAAAGUUGCUGAAAAGCUUAGAAUGAUAAAGAAAAAAAUUGCUGUAAUGGCUGUUUAACUGAAAUGAUGAACUCUUGUGUUAUUUGUUUUAUGGAAAUGUUAGAAAUGUCUAGCUAUUUUUCACUUUUAUAGAGACUUCCAGAUCAACCCAAAAUCAUUCAUUAAUUCAUUCAUCUAUCUAUUUAUCAGCAACUGCUUUUUUGAUGCAGAGUUGUGUCGGUUCAGAAACGCAGGGUGAGAGGCAGGGUAUACCCUGGACAGUACACUAGUCCCUCCCUGAGCAAUUACAUACACUCAUUUACUCGCACAUACACACUCCACACGUGAUUUAGAGUCACCGAUUCACCCGAAACACAUGUCUUUGGACUGUGGGAGGAAACCCACUGAAAGUCAUUCAACAGCUCAAUCAAAAAUAAUUGAAAGCUCAGCUGGAAAUAACCAGAAUGCACAGUGGUCCAACAGGUCCAGGUCAGAAAAGUCAUCAAGUAAAAAUAGACAAUGCUGUUGAACAGUGUUAAUUCAUUUGAAUUAAACCUUUUCAGAUUUUCCUUUAUAUUAAAAUAAUGCUCUUUGUUUUAUUGAUUUUAGGACUUUAUAACUGGGACUGUCAUUAGUCAAAGCAAGCCCUGAAAUUUUUUAAAUUGUUUGAUUAAGAGAGAUUACAUGUAAUUCUAAGGCCUAGUACUGUGACCAUCAAAAUGUUCAACAGAGGAAAAUUAUUUUCCCCGAAAAAAGUGACAGGAAUGCAAAAGUGAUCAAAAUGGUUGGUAUUCCUCGUUUCCUUGCAUGAAUUAAGAACAAAGUCUGGUUAGUCACUUUUAUGUAAAAUGCCAAUACCUAAAAGAUGAUUAUUGCACUCAUUAAUUAAUGAAUGAAUUAAUUAAUUAAGAUUAAAUUAGAUUAAUUUAACUGAUUUAUAG
Molecule: messenger RNA, 4523 nt
Organism: Scleropages formosus (Asian bonytongue)
Lineage: Eukaryota; Metazoa; Chordata; Actinopteri; Osteoglossiformes; Osteoglossidae
Gene: gab3
Product: GRB2 associated binding protein 3
Exons: 10
Coding region: 211-1905 (564 amino acids)
Biological process (GO): signal transduction
Cellular component (GO): cytoplasm
Molecular function (GO): signaling adaptor activity
Source: RefSeq, a predicted model, not a curated record